Molecule: messenger RNA, 902 nt
Organism: Linderina pennispora
Lineage: Eukaryota; Fungi; Kickxellomycota; Kickxellomycetes; Kickxellales; Kickxellaceae
Exons: 1
Coding region: 161-778 (205 amino acids)
Source: RefSeq, a predicted model, not a curated record
AGCGGCACGCGCACAGUCCAAACAUCAAACACAGGUGAUAGCUAUACAUACGCAUGGCAUCGAAUUCGCAAGUCUGGAUGGCCUGGCAGCGAAUCCCAGCUGGCCAUUUCAGCCCAGGUGAGCAAAGAAGCGCGACCCAGGAAUUACGAUAAGAGCAGGCAUGUGCAUCAGACAGAAAAAGAACUGUCCGUUACUACAGCCCAGACAAAGGAUUGCCAACAAAAGCCUAUUAACUGAAACGCACUGCCUCUUGAAGAUGUGGGAGUGGCUAUUGUACUUUGACAGUCAUGCUCUCCCUGAGACAUCGAGUCAGGGCCAUGAUCCAGUGACCGCACCUCCUCCUCUCUGUUCGCCGCUCGAAAAUCAAAGGGCUGAUGGCAGGGAGGGGAGGGCAGGGAGGGGGGUUGCUACAGGACAGCAACAACGAGCAAGAAUGGCAGCCAGGCGAAAUAUUUUCUCUCUCCGCUCCUUCCUCAGAUAUAAAUGCUCAUUCGCGGCCAGGGAGAAAAGCAGUUCUGCCCAACACUUUUUUAGUCAAUUCUCUAUCAUCGAGCAGGCGGCUAUUCCUCUUCUACUCUUCAAACAGCCUUCCCAUUGCCUCCCACUCCCUAUUUCUGGUUCCAGUGGUCUAUUGAUUUCUUUUUCCAAAUUCGUUUCCGAUAUCCGUAUUGCCUACCAGCCAUGUGCACCACCAACAGUAACGCGCAGUUGUGCUCCACAACACUGCAAGCCAUAUCCCGGCCGGGGCCGAGCCGGCCAGAGUUGGAUGGGUCUGUGAUAAUUGCUGCAAUAUCUACUACAAUUUCGAAGAAGUUGCCAACCACCAGAACGUGUGCACUGCGCGCUAAGCACUCCUUUUGUUUGAUUCGCAGCUACCACGAGUUGUGCAUUUAGCCCCUUUA